UCGUUCUUGGAUCCUUGGCAGCUGUUUGUGAAGAUGUAGACACGAAAGCAUGCGAACUAUUAGCCAUUAAACGACCAGAUUUAUGUAGUGACGCAGAUCUGUCUGCCGUUUGUACAAGGUUCUGCGGAAGAUGCCCUGUAAAAUGUUACCAGUGUCCUGCAGUAGACGACCCAUCAAACUGUACACAUCUUGUUGCCUGUCCAUCUAUGGAUCAUUAUUGUUUCACUACACAAACAUUUACUAAUGAUUUCUCAGAAGUUUAUAAAAUGGGAUGUGCUGAAAAAAGUAAAUGCCAGCAAUAUUUUGGUCCAGAGAACCGAAAAAAGAAUGUAGACGUUAACGGCGCAUGCUGUACUACAGACAAUUGUAAUAACCAACUACCACUGGUGAUUUUUUCUCAAGAAAUACCACCAACAUCUUCACCAUCUAAUAUGUCCGUAAAUACAACUGCUGAUCCAAAUACUUGCGAAAAUCUAGACGAUGUUGCCUGUCACAGACUAAAAUCAAGCAAUAACCUGAUAUGUAAAAAGGACGGUCUUUCGUCGAAUAUUUGUCCACGUAUGUGUGGAAAAUGCUUUAACUGUUACACCUGCAAUGAUAUUUAUAAUGUCGACGACUGUAACUCUACAAAUGUCUGUCAUUCCGGACAUGAAUGUUUUACACUGGAGACACUGAGCGCUGACCUGAAACCAGUUUAUAGAGUAGGCUGUAUUGAAGAACAGUUGUGUGCAAGGUUCAAAGCAAGUACUGCAAAUAUCUUUGGAAGACGAGAUGGAUUUGCUUUAAAAGGAGGAUGUUGUAAAACAGACCUGUGUAAUGACCAUUUUGAAAAAUACCACCCAACGACAACACACAAACCUACUAAUCCAUGUGUUCAUAAUCACAGACACUGUCCAACCGGAUAUACGACAUCUUCAUCAACAUGUGUAAUGAUUGGUCAACACAAAAUGACUUGGUAUGAAUCAAAGCAUUUCUGUGCAUCUCAUUGUGGAAGACUGGUGGACUUCUCAUCAUUUCACGAUAUGCAACAUAUAUUUGCAUCACUAGUUCCCCAUAGUCACGGCCAUUACACAGAUACCAGAGUAUGGACCGAUGCACAUUAUGUACAACACAAAUGGAUUUGGAAUCACAACGGUCAGUCUAUUGAUCGGAGUCAGUUUAGACACCUUUCAACUACACACACUAAUAACCAUGGUUGUGGUUUUGCUUUAGUUCACACCAAUAAGACAACUACAGAGGACUUAAUUCCUACUGAUUGUACCAAAGAUCACCUACCAUUGUGUGAAGCCACACGAACAUAACAGGUUAUAAUAAAAAUAUAUAUUGUG
Molecule: messenger RNA, 1328 nt
Organism: Mytilus californianus (California mussel)
Lineage: Eukaryota; Metazoa; Mollusca; Bivalvia; Mytilida; Mytilidae
Exons: 11
Coding region: 207-1301 (364 amino acids)
Cellular component (GO): membrane
Molecular function (GO): transmembrane receptor protein serine/threonine kinase activity
Source: RefSeq, a predicted model, not a curated record